Oncorhynchus keta (chum salmon) is the source of this 3166-nucleotide messenger RNA. It is a transcript of the gene ciao3, whose product is annotated as nuclear prelamin A recognition factor-like. The transcript is spliced from 11 exons. Gene Ontology annotation, biological process: iron-sulfur cluster assembly. NCBI's taxonomy places the organism in Eukaryota, Metazoa, Chordata, Actinopteri, Salmoniformes, Salmonidae. Bases 99 to 1532 code for a protein of 477 amino acids. The record is from RefSeq and is a predicted model, not a curated record. Gene Ontology annotation, molecular function: 4 iron, 4 sulfur cluster binding. Gene Ontology annotation, cellular component: cytosolic [4Fe-4S] assembly targeting complex.
AGUAUUACAUCUGAUUGGUAUGAGAGAAGCACAUUCUCUGACGAAACAUCUUUACGACACUCAAAGUAAACACAAACUGCUUUACAGCAGCACUAAACAUGGUGUCCCAAUUUAGCGGUGUUUUGCAGUUGACAGAUCUAGAUGAUUUUAUCACUCCUUCCCAGGAAUGUGUGAAACCAGUCAAGGUGGAGAAGAAGCAAGGCAGAUCUGUGGCUAAAAUUCAAAUAGAAGAUGAUGGGAGCUAUUUCCAGGUUACACAGGAUGGUGGAAAGCAGAAGCUGGAGAAAGCUAAGAUCACUCUGAAUGACUGCCUGGCCUGCAGUGGCUGCAUCACCUCAGCUGAGAGUGUCCUUAUCACACAGCAGAGUCAUGAAGAGAUUUACAGGGUGCUACGCAACAACAAGCAGGCAGGUGUAGCAGAGCAGAAGGUGGUGGUGGUGUCUGUGUCCCCACAGUCCAGAGCCUCCCUGGCAGCACGCUACGGCCUGAGCAGCAGUGAGGCAGGCAGGAGACUCACCGCCUUCUUCAAGGGUCUGGGGGUUCACCACGUGUUUGACACCAGCUUCAGCAGGACCUUCAGCCUGUUGGAGAGUCAGAGAGAGUUUGUGGAGCGUUUCCAUCGGAAGGAGCAAGACAAGCAGGCCCUGCCCAUGCUGGCCUCUGCCUGCCCAGGUUGGAUCUGCUAUGCAGAGAAAACCCAUGGAGAGUUCAUCCUGCCCUACGUCAGCUCCACCCGCUCCCCACAGCAGAUGAUGGGCUCUCUGGUGAAGGGCUUCUUCGCUGGCCAGCAGGGCCUGAACCCACAGCAGAUCUACCAUGUGACUGUGAUGCCCUGCUAUGAUAAGAAACUGGAGGCCUCCAGGCCUGACUUCUACCUGGAGGAGGCUGACACCAGAGAGGUGGACUGUGUCAUCACUUCAGGAGAAGUUCUGAAGAUGCUAGAGGAAGAGAAAGUGUUGCUCAGCGAUGUGGAGCCAGCCCCAUUAGAUACAAUGUUCAGCAGUGUGUGUGGUGAUGAGUUGCUGGGCCAUGCAGGGAGCGGUUCAGGAGGAUACCUCCAUCACGUGUUCACACACGCUGCCAGACAGCUGUUUGGAGAGGAGGUGAAGGAGCUCACCUACAAGACACUCAAGAACAAGGACUUCCAGGAGGUGACCCUGGAAAGGGACGGUGUGGUCGUGCUGCGUUUCGCCGCAACCUACGGUUUCCGCAACAUCCAGAACCUGGUGCAGAAACUCAAGAGGGGAAAGUCACCCUACCACUUCGUAGAGGUCAUGGCCUGUCCGUCAGGUUGUCUGAAUGGGGGAGGCCAGGUGAAGCCCUUACCAGAUCAGAACAACAAGGAGUUGCUGCAGCAGGUGGAGGAUCUGUACAAGGAGGAGCGCCCUCUAGUGCCAGAGGAGGACCAGCACGUGGCAGAGCUUUACCAGUCCUGGCUACAGAGUGUAGGAGAGGAGAGAGCCAGGGAGCUGCUGCACACACAGUACCAUGCAGUGGACAAGGCCACCAACGGACUCCUUGUCAAAUGGUGAAGAAGAGGGUGAAAGGAUGUUGAAGGGUUUCUGUAAGUGAAUGGUCUGUCCUCAAGUGUCAGGGUGCAUCUCAAGUGUCUAAAGUAGCCCUCUCUGUUUCAUCUCCAUUGAGUUUAACACAGGUUAGGUGGAAGCAACAUGGCCGGUUCUUGUUGGGUAUUUUCUGUCACCUGUCUUAGUUCUUUAAUAUCAGUAGAAAUAAAGAAAAAGGCAUGAUGCCCAUACAUUUUGUCUAUUGAGAUGCAUCCCUAUUCUAGGAUUAUUUGAACCAUUGAGUGAAAUCAUACAACUUGACCUUGGGUUAAUGUUUAUGCUCCAUCUGUACUGGAUGACUGAAUGUAGCACUUUCCUUCACCGUCUCUUUGUCUCUCUCCUCUCUGCUUUUAAGGACCCCCCAUUUCUUUUCUCUGUCUAUCCAUCCCUCUCAUCCAUCCUUCUGUCUGUGCUUAAAGGACUGUCUGUCAGAUCAAAUAGAGCAUUAUCGCCAAGUCCUUAAUUACUGUGGUGGCCUGUCAUUUAUUUAUUUGAAAAUAAAAGAGAGCCGCACACUCUAGGAGCUCAGAUGCAAAAAUUUGAUGAAGACAGCUUGGUUGUCGAAACGUUGGUAAUUCAAUUUUUGCAUCUGAGCUCCUAGUGUGCGGCUCUCUUUUAUUUUCAAGUUUUCAACUCCGCUAGCCAGCACGCUAGCCAGCACGCUAGCCAGUACGCUAGCCAGCACGCUAGCCCCAGCACGCUAGCCAGUACGCUAGCCAGCACGCUAGCCAGUACGCUAGCCAGCACGCUAGCCAGCCCAGCACGCUAGCCAGUACGCUAGCCAGCACCUUGCCUAAAUAGGUGUGCGUUUAUUUUUCUUCUAGAUCUGUCAUUUAUUUAUACCAACAUAAAGCCUGUAUACAUUCAGGCUAUAGAUUAUAUACGCACAAGCUCAUUCAUACCAGACCACUGGCAUGGUUGGACAAUUAUUACUACAUUUAAGUGUGCACUAAUUAUGAAUACGGCAGCAAAUUCUGUUAUUUCUCUUGUAUGCACUGAAAAGUAUUUGGACUCUUGAAAUGUUUUCUAAUGGAAUAUUUUAGAAAGAUUUGAGUUUAAAUGUAUAUCAUUUCUGCCUUAUUUAUAAUAAAUCUAGGAUACAUAUUUUGCAUAUUAAAAUGUUAGUGUAACUUUCAAGUACGUUAUUCACCAUGUACCAGCACUCAUUGAUAUACAUACUGACACGAUACUAAGGAACAGUUUUAGCUGUAGAAAUUAGAAUACACUUUCAAUAUUUACAUUCAUGUUUUCAGUGUUUUCUUCCUUUGUAUGGCAUGGUGAGAACAAGAGGCACAUACCUUCAUACGGUAUGCUCUGUCAGUUAAGCAGCUAGGUUCAACCAUUUAAUAUGGACUAAGUAAUAUUAGCAAUGUCAAAAUAUAUUGCUUAUAUAUUAAACUAAAUGUUUAGCAGCUCUUUUGUUAUAGAUAUGUGGUGAAAUGUUUAAUACAGAAUGUCAAGCAAACAUCAUCGUUUUACCCUAAGAAUUCUGCAAGCGGGUAAUAGUCAUUAGGGAUAUGAAUAGAAACAAUCUGCUUUAUUGCUUUUUCUGUGAAGGAGACAAUGGAGCUUUUAAUAAAACCUAUGCAUCACGAACUUCA